Molecule: messenger RNA, 1083 nt
Organism: Peronospora farinosa
Lineage: Eukaryota; Oomycota; Peronosporomycetes; Peronosporales; Peronosporaceae
Source: the annotation of a GenBank genome assembly
AUGACUGCACAGGAGCUCAAUACUGUAGAACACAAUGAAGAGGUUGUCACUGCACCCGUGACAAAGACCCAAGACGCUCCUUUUAUCUACGAGACUCCUGGCUUCUUUGCCGACGACUCGCGUGUGCCUCAAUGGGCACAGAAUCUUGCAACGGACCUAUUUAGCUUUGUGACCAUUCAUUACAAUGUCUGGGCCGUCCCAUUUGUCGUGCUCUUCUACUAUUUGUAUCAAAUCGGCUAUAGUUACAUACCUAUAGUGCUUGUGACGUUGUAUCUACCGUCGUUUCUAAGUGGUGCCCAGAAGACAGCCAAGGGAAAUGUCUGGCCAACGUUUCGUACUGGACGCAUCUGGGGCCUCACUGCUAAGUUUCUUGGAGUAAAGAUUAUUCGAGAACAAGAGCUGGACAGCAACAAGAAGUACAUCUUCGGCUAUUACCCGCAUGGGAUCAUGGUUUUGUCACGUGUCUCCACCUAUGGCGGCAAUUGGGAAAAGAUUUUCCCAGGUAUUUCGACGCGAGCACUAGGGGCAUCGACCAUGUUCUACGUCCCUUUAGGCCGUGAACUGUGUCUCUGGCUUGGUGGUGUGGACGCCUCGCGGUCUACAGCUGACAAGGUCUUGAACGACGGCACCAGUAUUGUCGUGUAUCCUGGUGGCGUGCCCGAAAUCUUCAAGACGGAUCCCAACUCAAAGGUGAACGAGCUCGUGCUAAAGAAUCGUCUGGGCUUUGUCAAGCUCGCCAUGCGUCACGGAGCGGAGCUUGUGCCGAGCUUUGUCUUUGGUGAAAAGUGGUUGUACAACAUGUGGAAUCCUCCCCAAGGCGUCAUAGAUUUCUUCCGCAAGACGCUCAAGAUUCCGGUGAUCGUCUUUUGGGGGAAGUUCAUGUGGAUGCCUAAGCAGCCGCCUAAGGGGAAGCGAUUCGGCGUAGUGUACGGCAAACCAAUUCCCGUCAAGUUGAUGGCCAACCCUACGGAGAAGGAGAUUCGCGCCGUGCACCAGCAAUACGUUGGGGAAAUCGAGCGACUCUUUUCACAAUACAAGAAGGAGUUUGGUUAUGAUGACGACGAGACAUUACUGAUCAGCUAG